Hemicordylus capensis (graceful crag lizard) is the source of this 2252-nucleotide messenger RNA. It is a transcript of the gene BPIFB2, whose product is annotated as BPI fold containing family B member 2. The coding region runs from base 189 to 1787 and encodes 532 amino acids. Gene Ontology annotation, molecular function: lipid binding. Lineage: Eukaryota; Metazoa; Chordata; Lepidosauria; Squamata; Cordylidae. The record is from RefSeq and is a predicted model, not a curated record. The transcript has 15 exons.
GCCAGAUUUGGCUUCUGGGCCUUGUGUUGUGCAGGCAAGCUUUAGCCUCAGGACGAGAGGAGUUGUGGCACUCAGCUUCCUGAGCCUACUUUGCAGGAAGUCAGCCCGACCUUGUCAAUCCAUUUCUUGACCUUGCUGGGACUGACCUCUCCAAUGGGCCUUUAAGCUUCUUCAAUGAAUUCAAGAAAAUGAUGUUCCUCUUGCAUGGACCUGCCUAUGUCACACUCCUUGCUGUGGGGGAACCACCCAUCCUCUCGUGCGACGUGGUCAAAUGUCUCUACCUUCUGCAGACUUCGCCCUGGUUUUGCAGCAAGGUUAGGUCGGCCUUUUACAGUGGUCCUUCCUUUUGCCUCCCUCUGUCCAGGUUGCUCAAGGGCUCUGCCAUAACAGUGAAGAUGCUCAAGCUUUGCUCUUUGGGCCUCCUGCUUUGCUUCCUAGUCCCUUCACAUGGGACCACACCAGGGACUGUGGUGAGAAUCCAUCAAGAAGCCCUUGAGUUUGCGAGCCAGCAAGGGAAGCCGUACCUGCUGAGGGGUCUGCUGGGCAUCCAGCUCCCUGGCUUGAAGGGCAAUGCGGGGCUGUUUGGAUCGCUGAUGAAUCUCGUGGGAAUCAAAAUUAUGGAUGCCGAAUUACCACAUCUCAGUGUGAAUCUUGUAGAAGAUAUUGGCAUCCAGGUUUCGCUGGGUUCUAACUUACACAUCAGAGCCAACCUCUUGGUUGCUCCACUGGAGCUGAAGGUGGGCACCUCCAUCCUGCUCGACGUUCGCAUCAUGCGCAGUCCCCGAGGCUGCCCCAUCCUGAGCAUUACGGCUUGCAAGUCCCUGCUGGGAGACGUGCAGAUUUUGGUUGGAGGAAACAACUUGCUUGGCUGGCUGAGCCCGAUCAAGAAGCACCUCCAUGCCGUCUUGCUCGACAAGAUGUGUUUGAGUAUCUCCAACGUGUUCUUGGGGCUGAAUGCCAAGCUGGGCACUUUGGUUGGCGUGAAUCCCAUCAACUCCAUGUCCAACCUGCAGUACUCCAUGCUGGAUCCACCAGUCAUCACCAGUGAAUACAUCGACAUGCCUUUAUCUAAUGACUUCAAAAUGAUGGGGAAACACAUUGAAGAUGCCAGCACCGGGCCCAGUUUCUCACUGCCACCCCAAGCGACAGUUUCUGAUAACUCCAUGGUGAACAUGGGCCUCUCGGAGGACUUCUUCAACAACUAUUUUGCCACCCUGGGACAGUCGGGAGCCCUGAACCUUAACAUUGGAGUCCAGUCGGGCUCCGGAGGCUACCGUCUCACCAGAUCCAUGUUCGAAACUGCCAUACCCUCGAUUGCCAAACGGUACCCCCAGGAUGUGUUUGUGGGACUCAAUGUGGUCCUGAGCCGGUCUCCCAUCCUUCACUUUCAAGAGGGUGAAGCUGUCGUGACACUCAGCCCCGCCAUCCAGCUGCUAGUGGGUGCAUCGGGAGCUUCAUCUCAGACCCAGGUCCUCGCCACCUUCGGAGUGGACCUGAGUUUGAGUCUCAAGAUGGUCGUUACAGUGACAAGCCUUCAAGUCUCUGUGGGCUUGCAAGGAGCGAUUGGUUUGGAGGUAGAGUCUUCCAGUAUAGAAAUAACUCAGGUCUCCGAUUUGAGAAGAGUGGUGGCUUCAGUGCUUGAGGAGGCCUUCCUGCCUCACCUGAAUGCCAACCUGGGUGUCGGAUUUUCUCUUCCCAAGAUGAGCAAUGUCCAGUACGUCAGUCCUGAGAUUGAGAUUCAUGAGGAUUAUGCUCAAGUCAACUGUGACCUCGCCUAUUCAGGUUGAGACCAUGUGACUCAGCUUGAGAGAAGUCCAAAGAGGGGGCUUCUCUCCCACCAAACACGGGAUUCUGUUCUAUCCAUCUACAAAUUCUAUGGCUUAGAAAAAUGAAGAGGACUCCACAUUCCUUUGCUGCAUGAAACAAGGGAAGUCAGUGCAUCUGCUGCUUUGGCAGUGGACUUGGGUGCGAUCUGGAACUCACUUACUCAAAGGAAGGCCCACUGGUUUGGAGGGAACUUGCUUUCGAGUCAGUGUGCUUGGGACCAUAUCCCAGUCUGAAAUUUUGCUUUCUCAUUCCUCUCUUGUACAUGUUGUUGCUUCAGUAUAUGGGCAGUAAAAUAGCCACAGCAAUGCUCCACUCUCCCAUAGGAAUCUAUGAGAUUUACAAGAGCUUAAUUUUAACUGGAUCUGGUCCAUGGGAUGUCAUUCAGCUGUCAUUUCAACUUAUUAAAACUUUCUUUCUGUUCUACA